CGCUUUGCAGUUCACGCAUACAAUGCUGUGGUCGAAAAACUUCACUUGUAGUUAGCAUGUAUAUGCAAAACCGAGCCUAAGUGUGUAUCACGCAUAGAUUAAGACAUUCGCCGGACAUAGCUGGCCAUAAACUCUUUGAAUGUCUAUAUACACGAACACUGUGUCGGUGUGGGAAGUUAUGACAGAUGUCACACGCGAUGUCCUGUCUUGAAAAGCGAUCUAAUUGCCGCGCAAUAAUCAGCUAUACACAGUGACGAACUUUACAUCACGAGAGAUCGCAAAAUAAUCUGUGAUUCUACAGCAAGCGAUUAAAGAAGCUAUAUUUUUACAUCCUCAAAACUAUAUGAAUAAUGAAUCUUGGUUCAUAACAGACGCGUUGUAUAUUCACACAGAGCUUUUAAUUCCCCGCUGCGUCAUAUAUUGUGAGGCGUGUUUCGCAUAUACACAGGUAAGAUAUGUCAGUGCGAUCAGCUGAUUAGUCUGUUGUGUAUCAGUAAAGUAGCAUAUGUUGAAGGCGCUGGGACACGCGCUCUAAACGAUUUCUUAAAUCUAACUUGGCUUGAUUUUAUUAUCAAAUCGUGUUGCUUUUUUUCUCUAUAGCAGCGGUAACAGAUAUACUUCGCUUCUCAAGUGCGGUUUAAUCUGUCUGGUUAUUUAUACCUAUUUUGAGGAUAAGCCCGUUAUAUCAAAUACAACGUCUCGGAAUCGACUCCGCCGUCCGGCUUUUAUAAUCCUACAUAUAAAAUUUGAAACACCGCCGUGCGAGUAGGAGACUAUAUAUAUCAUUCCCUAUACUUUGGUGGUUAGUUCACGGAAGACGUGCUUUGUUAUGGGGGCUUUUAAAAGCCUCCCGAAGCGCGCUCGGCAGAGUGAAGGCGACGAGAACGACUGCCGCCAACAGAUAGUGUUAUUCACGGGCUCCUCUGAGAAGCUGGCGAUAUCUUACGGGCUACGUCUUGCCGCAGACCCUCAAAAGCGCUUCAAAGUUCUGGUGGCCGUCUCUUCGCUAUCCAGCGGUGAAAAUCUCAGCGACACGAAGAUUUUGAAAUACUUAAACAAAACAUUAUUUAUGUUGCAAAUGGACAUUUCAUCGCAAGAAGAUGUGAAAAACGUUGUUGAUCGGAUUAAGGAAGAAGACGGAUAUUUGGACGCUGUAGGUAAGAGAGCUUAAGCCAUAAUUGUUUUGUAUAUAUUUUUUAGGGACUAUAUAGCAACGCUUACAACAGCUUACGCGAGCCCACGGUCGCGUAAAUAAAUGCAUUGCUGAUUGCUGUACAGUUCAAUGUUGUUAUACGACAAUAGCCCUUCACAUAGCACUUAACGCAAUAUUCAUAGUGCCAACUAUAAUCACGUUGUGAUCGCAAUGUUCCAUUGUCUUGUCAUUGUUUUGAAAAUGCCACUGUUUUCCAAGCUGCACAGUAUUCCAGUCACUCAUUGUUUUGACGUAUUUGUGACGUUAUGCAAAAGAGCCUAUUGCAGUGUUUUUCCUGUCGCCUGUAGGCAGUAGGCGGGACUAAAUUGUUUCCAAAAUAAGAGAAAAAAAAAGCAAAAUUCAUGAUCAUUCGAGUCAUGAUCAAUCAUCGACUGUCUAUGACUGCUGUAUUAUGAAUGCAAUUUAAUUAUCAAUUAUCAAUUAUAGAAAGAGGUUCACCUAUAUUAACUAUGAUUCGACUGAGCACAUCACGUGUACUGCAGUUAGUGCAGUAGUCAUGUUCCUCUGCAGACUUGAUCACUCUGCACAACUCUCUGCUAUAAAUCCGACUGGGUAAACGUCCUUAAAUGAUUAUUCAUAAAAAAUAUAUAUUUUAUACAGUAUUAUAUAUAAUAUCUUUUAUAUCAAGCCAAGCAUUGUUGCAUAACACACAACUAAACUGAUCAUGGGGAUUCAAAGCACAACAAUAAGAAGCUCUAUUUUGCGUAGAUCUCCAAAAUCCGACUAUCCAAUAUUAGACAGUUGGGGAUUAAGUAAGAUCAUACACCUACCUGAAAAAUAUAAGCAGAACUUCGACGUUUCGACGAAGAGUCUUCGCUCGAAACGUCGAAAUUCUGCAUUUAUUUUUCAAGGAGUGGACUGCUUGAUACUUGUAAUACCCUUUUUAGGAUUCGCGAAUCUCAGCAAUUUUAAUUAAAUAGUUUUAGAUAUUUUAAUAAUUUUAAAUAUGUAAAUAAAGCUAUUGUAGUUAAAACAUACAUUAUGAUAUUACUGUAAUUAUUUCUGAAAAACCAUAUUUGGAGAAAUAUACAUAAUGUAAUAAUAAUAAUAAUAAUAAUAAUCCCUCUCAAACGGCAGCUGUCAUAUUAUCGUCGUUACCUACACCGACCAUUCGAGAUUAUUAUCCAAUACAACAUCGUAUUAUUAUUACGGUGAUCAAUUUUAGGUUAUGCUGAUGUUAUGAUGAAUAUUUUUGAGUUGAUGAUGCUAUAUAUCAAGAUGACGUUUGCCAUGUUUCAAAUAUCAUUAAAGUGCAUCUGAAAUAGGCCCGAUAAAUAUUAAAGUAUGCCUUUAAAGUUAUUUUCAAAGCC
Molecule: messenger RNA, 2523 nt
Organism: Paramuricea clavata
Lineage: Eukaryota; Metazoa; Cnidaria; Anthozoa; Malacalcyonacea; Plexauridae
Source: the annotation of a GenBank genome assembly